AUGAAUUUGAUUUAAAUUAAAGAUAUAGUUCACUACACAGAAAGUAUUCCUUUUAUCCAAAUUUACGGGAACCAAUUAGUAACGAGAAAAAAAAACAGAUACGUCCUUUAAACUCAAUCGUUGUCUAGUCGCUAGAAAAGGAUACUCCCCACAAUCCCCUGACUAUGAAGCUUUUCGGUAAACGACUUAAUUUAGAAUGGUGAAGUACAAAUGUGAAAGCUUCAGGAAAAGAUCAAGGCAUGGGGGAGAAGGAGAUAGAAUCAACAUAUAUCCGUCGCCAAAUUUAUCUAAGAGCUGUGGACAUUUGCCGACUUUUCGAAAAUCGUGGGCAUUUUUAGUGUCUCAGGCCAAUCCUUUAUCAGUUUUUAAAAAGAUGGACAAGGAAAAGGAUCGCUACCACAAAAUGGCAACAAAUAAGGCGUCCUCGCAUAACGUUUCAUCAUGGCUAUGGACCCCAUUAGGUCAUUCGACUUGGAAAUAUAUAACGGGAAUGUGUAUUAAUUUGACGGAAAUUUAUCAGUGUCAAGUCUUCGAAUAUGAAUUUCCUAUAUUACAGAGCGUAGCUUUAAAAAGACUGCAUGAGUGGGAUUUGUGUCGUGAUCUAUCAUUCCAAUAUAACGUUAAAACACCAACAGUAUUAAAAUUGCAUAAAAUUGGGCAAAAUCACUUUCCUAAAAUAUUCCAUGCUAGUAAUUUCAGCCUCCCGGAUCUACUAGGUUUCAAGAAAAAGAAUAGAAAUUUGGUAUUCGGUAUACCGAUUUAUAAGGCUAUACAACAUGAUCAACGAUUUUUCUAUGAUUCAAGAUCAAAAGCUCGGAAUAAAUCUCAAUCCCCUAUACGACAAUUAUCCUUGGAACUUAGAAGAGAUCCAACCGAAAAGAAGCAAUUUGGUGUUACUCGUGGAUUUAUAGAAUACAAUGAUAAUAUCAAUAUACACAAUGAUCUAUCCAAUCACGAGCUUCCUCUUUUAAUUCCAGUUUUUGUGGAAAACUGUCUGAAAUAUUUGGAAAGCAGAUGCUUAUAUGUGCAAGGUAUUUUUCGUGUUAGCUGUUCCAAAAAACGCAUGAAACAACUAAAAGAAGACAUAAAUUGUGGUAAAAAGGUUUAUUUAAACGACAACCCAAGUCCUCACGAUAUUGCCGGGCUCUUGAAGGAGUAUUUUAGAGAAUUACCUGAACCAUUGAUGACAGAUGAAUUGCAUCAAUCCUUUUUAGCAACGAGAAGUAUUGAAAAUGAUAGAGCUCAAAUUAAAAUUUUGAAUUAUCUUUUGUGUUUGUUACCUCCUACUAAUAGAAAUACCUUAGAAGCACUUAUGUUAUUCCUUCAUAAAAUUACAUUGCAUUCCGAUGACGUUGUCAGAGAUGAUGGGCACAUAAUUUAUGGCAACAAAAUGGAUGCCAGAAAUUUGGCAUUGAUUUUUGGACCAAAUAUUUUACAUUCAUAUAGAUUACAAAAAGUGGAUGUAGGUGAAUAUAAUGAUGAAUUGAUGGAAGACAGAAAGCUUGCUAUUAAAGUUGUCCAAUUCAUGAUUGAAAAUGUAGAACUAUUAUUUAAGAUUGAGAUUGACUUGUUGAACGAGAUGUACCUAAAUCUGUACAAUUGUAAUCCACGGCUUUUAGAUUAUAGCUUCGAUCAGAGAUAUAAAUCAUUAAUUAAAGCUGAAGAAGACAGAUUGUUGGAUGGGGAAGACGAGGAAGAGAAAGAUCUAUACGAUCUAAAUAGGAACACACUCCCAUCAAAAUAUAGCGAUUAUAUCGAUCGAAAACGUCCAGACUUUUUAUCUUAUCAAUACACUACUCCUCGCAGGCAAAAAUGUAGAUCAAGAAGCUCUUCCAUGAGAAAACAAAUAAAAGAGUAUUUUAAACCUGAUAAACUGCGUCAUUCGUCCAACUCCAGCUACGACAAUGACAAAAAUCAAAACGAUAAAUUUGCAUCCCAUGAUAAUACAAACUCGAUUGCAUCGCAUCUUAGAUAUAAUGAUCCAAGGUUAGUUGUUUCUCCCCGAGAAUCUCCAUCAUCUUUCACAGAAUUUUCAUUUAACACUGACACUAGCACCACGACUACCUACCACACUGAGGAUGAAAUAAAUUGCAUCAAAAAUCCUCUAAGACAACAAAACCGUCUUCACUCACCUCCUAUUAUGCCAAAAACUUUAUAUGACAAAUUUAUAUCUUGCAACGAGAAGCUCCGUGAUAUCCACAAGGAAGAUGGUGAAAGUGCCUAUUCAUCAUAUGAUAAUAUAUUGUCUGAAAAAAAUGAAAAAUUACUUGAAAGUCGAAUAUCUCCAUCGGAAAAUGAAAAUUUACUUCGUUACCAAAACAGGGAUUUGAUAAUGCCCGAGCUUAAACAUUAUAAAAAAAAUUCACAAAAUUCUGUCGAUAUUGUUAAAAAAAAUCAAAGAAAUAUGAGGAGCGAUAAAUUUGCUAAUUACCACUCCGGAAGUAAAUUUCAAUCGUUGAGAAUCAUUAAAGAAGUAGAAAAUGAAAAUGGUCUAAAAUGUAAUAAAUAUACUUUCGAAAACGAUAACCUGAUUAGCAACAAUAAAUAUAGCCCAGCAAAAUGCGAUUCUUGUGGCGGAAUGAUUAUCCCCAACAUCUCUAGUAAUAACAAAACAAUAUUUAAAAAUCAAUAUUCGAAUUUAGCAUUUACAAAAACGCAUUUAUACGAUUCCACAACACAUUAUUACCUUCCACACCUUAAUAUUCCCCAAAGGAGUAAAACCUUGUUUAACAAUUACACUAUUAAUCAAGGCUUAUCCCGUACAUGUACAAUUUCUACGAGCGGGUUAACCAAUCAAAAUGCACUAACACGUAGAAACUCUUCAAAUCACUCAUCGUCAUCAUCAUUUCAUCUUCAGAACAAAAACCCUGCGAUAACAUUUAACGACAAAUCCAAGAAUAAAAAAAUAGUAGGAUACGAUAACCAAAAUUAUAUAAAUAAGCAGAAAAAUAUUUCUGAUUCUAAAUUGUAUAAACCGCCUUCACCUUCUCAUAAUUUAUUGACUUUUACGACCAAAAAAAUGGCUCGAAGAUAUUCGUCGCCUAAUGCAAGCCUAAAUAAUACCACAUCCAAAGAUUAUAGAUAUUUAAAACCACCAAUAUAUUUGUCACCCUCAAGAUCGCCCUCAUCUAACAUGUCUUCGUCUACUUGUUUAUCGCAGGGCUACGAAUCGGGAGGCUUAAGCUCCUCCGGCAGGGAAAUAUUUAACAAAGGUAAGCGUAUACAAAAUAAGAUUAAUACAGAUCUUACUCAAUCUUUGAAUACCAAAUCCAAUUUAGCUCAAGGGCAAAUUGAUGAUAAAACUUUGCAUAAAGCUAAUAAACACAGAUUGAAUUUCUCAUCCACGCAAUACAAUUAUAUAACUACGGACCUUCGUUUAAAAUACAAAAGUUUUCAACCAAUCAGUCACACGGAAUCGAUACCUAAAAUAUUUAUUUCAUUACCUAUCACUGAUCCCCAAGACGCUCAUAAGAUGAAGGAAUCAUCCUUAAGUUUAUCAUCUAAAACUAACCAUCCGAGUGAAAAUAGUUGCAACUAUAUAAGUGGAAAAUUGUUCGAUUGUCUUAGCAGACCCUUAAAUCCCUUAACUUUCAAGCCGCUAACCAAAAAUUGGCAAAAAUCUAAAAAUGUGACUAAAUUAACCUCUUUCUACGAUGAUCAUGACCGAAUUCAGCCUCAAAAUAGUACUAACACUUAUCAAGUUGCAAAUCACGAGUUGGUUAAUUCUUUACAUUUUAUUGAUCCCCUUUUUAAUUUCAAAGUCUUAGAUCAUACAAACAAAAUUAACCCGAUAGCAAAAAACCCUCACUAUUGUGAAUGUCAUUCUGAAUUGAAUGGUAAUAACGCAAAAAUUCAAAAACGCAAAAGUAUUAAAAGAAGGAACACCCUGGUUAACCAAAAUAAAUCAAUUAAUUUUGGAGAAAAAAUUGACCCCUCAUUACGUAAUGAGGAACUUGUUCAAACCAAUCCUCGUGCUUCUUUGACAUCUUCUAACAUAGAACCCCGAUUACGGGAUGUUACCUUAUUAAUCAUAGAUACAGAUACUCCUAAAGGAGAGGAUUCUGUUGAAACUGUUAAAAAUAGCGUAAUAAUUUCUUUAGGAAAGAAAGAAACGAUUGUUUAGAAAAUGGAUUUCUUACAUUCAUAAUUUUUAUUAUAAAACUAUCCAUAAUUAUUGUCCCAAAUAUAUAAACAAGCACUUAUAUAUGAUAAGAAUUUUAUAUGAAUUAGUUGAUUCUAUUUAUUAUAUUUUAUAAUUGGUUAUCUUCUU
Messenger RNA from Gordionus sp. m RMFG-2023, 4270 nucleotides. Its product is annotated as rho GTPase-activating protein gacF-like. Gene Ontology annotation, biological process: signal transduction. Bases 197 to 4123 code for a protein of 1308 amino acids. Lineage: Eukaryota; Metazoa; Nematomorpha; Gordioida; Chordodea; Parachordodidae. The record is from RefSeq and is a predicted model, not a curated record. The transcript has 13 exons.